GGGAGAGGUCCCUUCUUGUGCUUUCAUUUUGGCUGUGCUCUGAGCUUGGGUGAAGGUCAAUGGAACUUCAGCCUGUUUUAUUUACUUGGCCCACUUUAGAGGAGUGAGGGAGAAAGGUUUUAGAAAUGCUUAUGCAACCUGCUCUGUUUGUAUGAUGCUGGCACAGAGCUGAUGACACUUCUGCAGCCUUGGGGGCUUACAAGUGUGAAUCAGAGGCUGUUUUCCUCUACUGAUGCUCCUAUAAAAAUCUGUAAAUAUCGGGAAGUCCCUGCUCAUAGCUUUUCUAUGUUGCUCCGCCAGUUCAUCUGCCAAAACCUUCCCCUUGAUCCAGCCCAGCCCUGCCUGGCUCUGCAGGAGGAAGGCAGCUCAGCCACCAGUCUCUCCCUGCCUGGGCUGCACGGCUGUAGGCAGGAGCCAGCAGUGCCACCCAGUGCCCUUCCAGCUGCUCGACUGCCAGAGAGGUGCUGCGUGUUCCCUGACCUCCUGCAGCCGUACUUGCACGGCCAUGGCUGUCUUCUGCUGCAGCUGCUGCUGGAGGUGUGGUAGGUCCGUGUGUGAGGCUGCUCCCCCGGGUCGGUGCUGCUGGAAGGAGUUAAACAGAAAACAGCUGCAUGGGAGAACUGCUUUACAGCUCACUGAUAAUUGAGGCAGGAUUCUGUUUGUUUGGUUGGUAUGAUUUUCCUUUUUCCACCGCAAAGAUCUAAUGCCCUUUCUUGUAUUUAUCAAGCAGGAGGGUUUUGCUACAAUACAUUCUGUAUCAGAGAACUCGGGGCUUGAAUGUUGCUGACGAGAACAAUUGAUUUUUGUUUAUUUGUUUAUUUAUUGCUGGAGAGAACUGAAGCAGUAAGUUGUAAGGCUUUAGCUCCUCUGGAGGAGCUUUAUUUAGAGAAGCAGCCUGAUCUUGGUGCUGACACAAGCUCAUGCAGCCCUGCACACUGCUGGGGGCUGUGCAGCAGAAUGCUGGAUAUCUCGCUCCAGUGCCCGGGUCACCUCGAGUCAUUCACAGUGGUAGUCUGAGCUUCUGGCCAGGGCUGGCUGGCAUCUCUUGCCCUUGGGGAUGCGUGGCACUUGGGGCUGGCACAGCACCAGCUCCCUAUCUGCAGGAAAGACGUAAACUGCAGGUUUGGGGCACUUCCCAGUCUUGCACCCUGCCCUGUUCCUUCCUGUCUUGUCCUGCUCUGAGGAGGCCUCGGGCGAUGCCUUUGGUCCCAGAUGACACCCAGGGGUAACAGAGACCUCUGGCUUGUUUGAUGUGUGGGUGCCAGGGCUGUGGCAAGACAAGCAAGCUGAGCAGAGCCCUCAGAGGCGGUCAUCACUGUCCUGAGGUGGGCUUGGAAAUGCCUUAUGAAUCCUUUCACUGUCUUCUGCCCUGCUUUAGUUAGAGGAGAAUUCCUGCUCCUUAAAGGGAAGCAAAGGACCAGCGAUACCUUUGCAGUAACUCUCCCUUCCCUCCUAGUAACAGCCUUUUGCUGCCAUCUCUCCUCCUCCAAACAGUAUCCAGAGGCAAACAACUGCUUAACCUGCCUGGGCUUCUCUCUCUAGAGGCUGUCAUCUUGGCCUUGGGCUUGGUGGCACUCAUAGAUCUCCAGUGAAGAGCAAGCAGUGAGGUUUCCUGGGAUCACAUCACACUGACAGCACCAUACUUGGCUGAGUAUUUUUUAUUAUUUUUUUUUUAAGGUAUUACAGUUAGGCUGCUAAGGUAGGUGCAGUGCUGCUAAGGUGGUGAUGCCUCCUGCCAGCUGACGUGCCACGUCGCUGAGUGCUGAGAGGCUGGGCACCCUUUGCUUGCGUCAUCGUGCUCCCUACAGAGUGCCUGCUUCCAGGAAAAAGCCCUCCUGUGGGUGGGUGAGUUUGCAGGUCACUACGGAGUGGGUUUUGUGAGGAGAACCCCUCUCCUGCAGGGCACUCAGGGAGGUGGCAGGCAAUGUUUAUCUCAGUUGCGUCUUCUGGGGCUGGAGAGCGUGUGUCUUAUCAUACAGCAGAUGGGUUUGGGGAAGAGAUGGCGGAGACAACUGUAUUUUCUCACACAGGCUUGUUGCCUGCCAGGAAAUGAGCCAGCCAGGCUUUAUAGGGAGAAGUAGAGACCCUGGGCAAGCUGUUGAGGGUUCCUCCUUCACCCAGCAUCUUUGUGAGAGGUAAGCGGAGCCAUGGGAGAAUGGCUGCUGCUGUGGUACUCUGAGCAUAGGUAUGAGGUCUGCUGCAUGAGGAUAGGCCAAGGGCCAGCACGCAGCACUGCCUGUUCAGUUCUGCACCUGCUGUCACCUCGGGACCCUGGUGCUCCAGGGAGGGAGUGGGAUUGUUCACCAGUCCUGGGCAGAAACAGGCUGCAGUUGUGCACUGCCAGUCGUCUAGGCUGAUGCACCAGUACUGGGCUGGGGACAGCCUAAGAUGCCUGCCCAUGUCCCCUUCCAUUUCUCUGCAUCUACUAGAUUGCAUUGAAAGCUGUGUGGUUGCUGUGCUUGGUGGCAAGAUGUGACAGCCUCCUGAGGACAAGAAGACAGGGAUGUCCCUACCAGCUUGCCAUGCUGGUGGUCCUUCUGCUGCCAGGAAAGUCACAGAUGCAUGAGGGAGCAGCAAAAGCAAAAGCUGGCAAAAAGCAAGCUUUUCUGGGUGCUGUCAGAUUCAAGCAGAUGGAAAUCCCAGUGGUGAGCGGGCUGGUGUUACUGGAGUGGAUGGCAUGGAAGGGCAGAGGGGGGACCAGGACAGGGAUAGCAAUGCCAGGGAGAGGCAGCAGCUCUCUGUGGCUGUUGUCAGAACUGGGGACAGACACAGGCAGUGCAGCAGCAGGGCAGAGCCCUGCAGUGUUCUGGCUGCUGCAUCCUUUUGCCUGCCUGGCCAAGGGAAGCCGUGCUGUCUUCCUGAGCCUGCAGCUCCUUGCUGGAAGCACAUCAGGCACUCCUGGAUCAUCCCACUGUCCCCUUGUGUCCUGUUGGGUAUCCUGUUUUUUCCCUUCUCUCUACUGACACAGGAAAGGGGGUGAUUUCUUUCUGUUGUCCUUUGCGCAGCGGGAGGAGCUGGAGGGUCCCAACCUGCGGUAAGCAGUGCGGCGUGCGCGGUUAGGGGUCGGUUUUUGAGCCCAUGCUUCUUCAGCACUGGAUGCUGCAGGAUGGAUGUGGAUGGCGCUGGUUGCUGGCAGCCUUUGCUUGCCUUUUGCUGAUGUCUGUAGUUUGAUGAGCCUUAUCCAGUAAGACAAAUGGAUGUGACAGGAUCACGGUGCCCUUCAUGGCCCCUUUUGCUUCCCUGCCUCUGCUGGAGCCGGUCACACAGCUCCUUCCCUUUCUCUGUUUGAAGACUGGUUUCCUUUUCAGACAUUCGUGAGCUUCUACAGGGAGAGACUGUGCUCAUGGCUGUAGAACUUCAGGCAGAAAAAUCAAUGUUUAUAUUUCUUUUAGCUGGGAAAGAUUCUUGAAAGAACUCCAGCAAAUAAACGCCUUGUAAAGUUCAAACUGUGAAGGCACGGUAUAUGAACCCAAAUGAAUUUUCAAGCUCUCUCUUGAAAUAAAAUGGAUUUUUUUGGAUUCAGGCUUUAUUUAGAGAAACGUUUGAUUAAAGAAGGGAUUUGAAGGUUGCAUCUGAUCUCCUUGUGAGGGAGAGCUGCUCUGCUACUAGCAGCAAGAUGUGGUUGGGAAAUGUGGUUGGAUGCUGCUGGGAUGCUCCUGGGAGAGCAGCCCCUGUACCCAGCCAUGGGGGGUGGCUUUUGCUGUGUCCUCUGUCCCCUCAAAGCCCUGCUGCUGCAAUGCAAUCAGUUCAACUGCCUUGGGAAGCUGUUUGUGCAGGUGCUGCUGUUCAGGAUGCUGAAGGGCAGCUGGCACCACACUCCCUCCAUGGAGUGCAUGAGCAUCUCAGAGCUUUCUCUACCUGUCCUCUGUAGUACAACACGUUUUCUCUCCCUUCUUUGUUGCAGUCUGUGCUGUGUGGAUGGUGAGCCCUCUGAUUCAGGCUGCUGGCUCCUUGCUCUGGGGCAGCCUGAAGUCAGUGUUCCCAGGAAGAGCUACGGGUGUGGGGUGGACUCAGAGGCUCUGCAUUACCUGGAGUGCACUAGUGCUCUAGUGCUUUGCAUUUACCUGCAGGAGAGCUAUUUGGUCUUUGUACAAAGGAGGAGGAAGCAGGAAACUCUGUUUCAGCCCAGUAUGGUUGAACGCUUCAGGAAGUGACCCAGAGCAGGGGACAAAGGGCAUCUGAAGUGCCGCUGUUCUUCCAGUUUCUCAUUAGCACAUGUGCAAUCAGGGCAUCGCCUUCCUGAAAGCACCAGGAGAGCCACAGUGAGGAGGGCUGCUCUCUGUAAGCCCAGAGGGUACCACUGCCUUUGGCUUGUGUUGGAUCUGUUCCUGUGUUCAGGUGUCAGGCUUUUCCCUGCAGGUCUGGAGGCUGAAACCAAGGGCUGCCAGGGUCCCUGGCCUCUCCACUUCCCAGCCACUCCCACUCUCCCGGCUCCAUGGCUGCCGUGCACGAGUGGUCCUGCACCCGCUGCACCUUCCUGAACCCCGUGGGCCAACGGCAGUGCUCCAUAUGCGAAGCUCCGCGCCAGAAGCCUGACCUCAACCACAUCCUGCGGCUCAGCGUGGAGGAGCAGAAGUGGGCCUGUGCCCGCUGCACCUUCAAGAACUUUUUGGGCAAAGAAACAUGCGAGGUGUGCGGCUUCACUCCGGAGCCGGGGCCCAGCGGCUCUCCCCUGCCUGUCAUCAAUGGCAUCCUGCCCAAGCCUGCAGUGCUGGUGGAGCCCAAGGGCACAGCCAAGGAGGAGGCUGCCAAGGUGGAAAGCAGCAGCGAAGAUUCAGAGGGGAAGAGUCCUGACGAAGCAGAGCUGGAGAGCGGCUGGGCUUGCCAGCGCUGCACGCUGCACAACACUCCAGUGGCCAACUCCUGCUCGGCCUGCGGCGGGCCACGCAAACUCUCCCUGCCCAAAAUCCCACCGGAGGCGCUGGUCGUCCCUGAGGUCAUCACCCCUGCUGGCUUUCACAUGGCCCCUUCCACCCCGCAGUCUUUAGUCCCCACAGAGAUCUCUGACGGUGACGCUGCAGCCACUCAGGGCCCGGUGGCGAUGGAACAGGAGGCACAGAAGAUGCCGGCCUUCAGCCCCUUUUCCCCCGGGCUGCAGAACAACCCAGUGCCCCGCAGCCGUCGCGAGGUCCCCCCCCAGCUGCAGAUGCCGGGCCCCGAAGCACCGCAGCCCGGGGCUCAGGGCACUGCGGGGCAGAAGGGCUCCCCACAGGGCCAGGCCAGGGCCGCGCCGGCUGCUCGCCUUCAGGAGCUGCUGUCCAACAAGCGACUGAGCGUGCUGGAGGAGGAGAUGGAUGUCAGCCCGUCCCACUGGAAGUGCAGCACCUGCUCCCUGCUCAACUCCGCCGGGACCGGCAAAUGCGAGGCCUGCAGCACCCAGAAAGGCAGCGACACCAUCAAUUUAGUGGGGGACUCGGUGAGGUUCACCCCCUGUAGCCCCUCCAGCCCUGACUUCACCACCUGGUCCUGUUCGAAGUGCACCCUCAAGAACCCCACCGCAGCCCAGAAGUGCAAAGUCUGCGGUUCCUCCAAGCUGCACGGCUUCCAGGAGCACAGCCCACAGGGUGAGCCAUCCCCCCGCUGCCCCGAGUGUGGGGCUGGUGAGAAGGGCAGCUGCUCCUCCUGUGGCACCAAGGCACCCUCAGCUCGCAAGGUCGCCCGUCUCUUCCCAUCCCAGCUGCCUGGUGCUCAGGACCGGCCGGGCCAGUGGGCUUGUCCUGCGUGCACCCUGCUCAAUGAGCUGAAAGCCAAGCACUGCGCGGCCUGCCAUACCCCGCAGCAGUACGUGGCCCAGCGCAAGGGACUCAAGCCCCUCAAAAGGAGGGAGAGCAUGCACGUGGAAAAGAGGAGGCAGACAGACGAAGGAGAAGCCAAGGCCCUGUGGGAGAACAUUGUGACCUUCUGCAGGGAGAACAAAGUCAAUUUUGUAGAUGACAGUUUCCACCCUGGGCCCAAGUCUGUGGGAUUCCCAGAAGGUGACAGCGUGCAGCAGAGGGUGAAGCAGUGGUUGCGGCCCCACGAAAUCAACUGUAACAUCUUCAAAGACCGAUCGGUGAAGUGGUCGGUGUUCCGGACACCCAGACCCUCGGAUAUCCUUCAGGGACUGCUGGGAAACUGCUGGUUCCUGAGCGCCCUGGCCGUUCUGGCUGAGCGACCAGAGCUGGUGGAGAGGGUGAUGAUCACACGGACGCUGUGCCCUGAAGGCGCCUACCAGGUGCGGCUCUGCAAGGAUGGCACGUGGACCACAGUGCUGGUGGACGACAUGCUGCCCUGCGAUGAGUGCGGGUACCUCCUCUUCUCACAGGCCCAGAGGAAGCAGCUGUGGGUCGCGCUCAUUGAGAAGGCCCUGGCCAAGCUUCAUGGCUCGUACUUUGCCCUCCAGGCAGGGCGUGCUAUUGAAGGCCUGGCUACACUAACCGGCGCCCCCUGCGAGAGCCUGAUGCUGCAGGUCAGCUCCACUAACCCUCGCGAGGAGCCCAUUGACACUGACCUCAUCUGGGCCAAAAUGCUGAGUUCUAAGGAGGCUGGGUUCCUUAUGGGUGCAUCCUGUGGUGGGGGCAACAUGAAAGUGGACGAUGUGGCCUAUGAGAGCAUGGGGCUCCGUCCACGGCAUGCCUACUCCAUCCUGGACGUGCGGGAUGUCCAAGGCUUCAGGUUACUGCGGCUCCGAAACCCGUGGGGUCGCUUCUCUUGGAAUGGCAGCUGGUCUGACGAGUGGCCCCACUGGCCUGCUCCCCUGCGCCACGACCUGAUGCCCCAUGGCAGCAGCGAGGGGGUCUUCUGGAUGGAGUACAGCGACUUCAUCAAGUAUUUUGACUCCGUGGAUAUCUGCAAGCUCCAUUCAGACUGGCACGAGGUGCGUGUGCAGGGCAUGUUCCCCAACAAGGCCAAUGGACCAGUGACGGUGACAUCGCUGACAGUGUUGGAGCGUGCUGCCCUGGAGUUUGCCCUCUUCCAGGAGGGCAGCAGGCGGUCGGAUGCUGUGGACAGCCACUUGUUGGAUCUGUGCAUCAUGGUUUUCCGAGCCACCUUCACUAGCGGCAACAAGCUGAGCCUCGGCCGCUUGAUGGCUCACAGCAAACGAGCCGUCAAGAAGUUCGUCAACUGCGACGUGAUGCUGGAGCCGGGCGAGUACGCCGUGGUGUGCUGUGCCUUCAACCACUGGAGCGCUGCGCUGGCGGGCCCUCCUGCCGCCCAGGCAUCCAGUCCCACCAGCAGCCGGCCGGCCACCGAUUACUCCAGCUACAUCCUGGCCAUCUACAGCUCCCGCCUGGUGAUGGUGGAGCAGGUGGAGGCGCAGCCCACCACGCUGGCAGAUGCCAUCAUCCUGCUGACUGAGAACAAGGGCGAGCGCCAUGAGGGCCGUGAGGGGAUGACAUGCUACUACUUGACACACGGCUGGGCAGGGCUGAUCGUGGUGGUGGAGAACCGGCACCCCAAAUCCUACCUGCACGUCCAGUGUGACUGCACCGACAGCUUCAAUGUCGUCUCCACGCGUGGCAGCCUCAAAACACAGGACAGCGUCCCUCCCCUGCACAGGCAGGUGCUGGUGAUCCUCUCCCAGCUGGAGGGUAACGCCGGCUUCUCCAUCACCCACCGCCUGGCGCACCGCAAAGCCACCCAGGCCUUCCUCAACGACUGGAUGUCCACAAAAGGCACCCACAACCCGCUGCUCACACCCGAGGUUGCCGGACUCCACGGACCCCGACCUCUAUGACGAAGCGCCGCUCCUGCCCCGCUCCUCUCUCCCGUUGCUUUCAGCGAGCCUCCAGCCCAGGGUUUCCCCCCAUGCUGCCAGCACUGAGCCGUGGGGCAGGGCGGGAGCGUGGCACCGAGCACUUUGCCCUGUGCCACGGGGCUGGGACAAACUCUCAGGGCCGGGACCAGCUCUGCCCGCUGCCCCCCCACGCACUUUACGAGGAGCAGUCGGGGGGCACGGGGCCAUCUCAGGAUCCCACCCGCUUUGGGCACACGGCGUGGUAGCAGGGGGCUGCAGUAGACGUGGGGGCUGGAGGUUGCAGUCAGCAUCCUUGCCAGGCACCACGCUCAGGGCUCUGCCCCGUCCUGCAGCACCGGGGCCCUGGUGCUCCAAAAAGAAUAUACCUCUGACGUCUGUCCGUCUGUGUGACCCUCUGUCUUGUCUCCUCUGUUGUCUGCUGCCAGGACUGAGUGGGCACUGAGGUACUGCGGCUGCCGGGGUUGUCCCCACGCGUUGGGGCCGGGAUGGAGAAGGCGCAGGGCUGUUGCAGAAAGCUGCUGCUGCUGGUUUUCACCACACUUCGGGGCAAAACGAGGACGUAAACCUCGGCUCCAGGGUGGGGAGCAGGGCUGCGGGGUGCUGCUCCGUCCCCCCCAAGCCAUCGCAGUGUUACUAUGCAAAGGCGGCCGCUGGAAGCAGCGCCUGGAGAGAAGCCAUGCGUCCCCUCCCCGCGCCCUGCGGGCUGCACGGGGCAGUGGCACGGGGCACUGGGGACAGAGCUGGGCUCUGGGGAGCAGCUCCCGCAGUGUGGCUUUGCUGGGGAGAGGGGCGGUGAUUCCGUAGGCCGAUGGUGAGCCCCGUCCAUCGGAGGGACAGCAGUCAGCACAAGGCAAAGGCCAAGAGCUGUGGGGGGCCACUGGGGUUCCAUGUUGGGGUGACCCUACGGCCGGCUGGCUGCACACAGCUGGGUGUGUGUGUGUGGCUGUGGGUGUGUGUGUGUUGUGGGGGAGCUGCUCUGGGGCAGCCUGCAGCAGUGGGGAUGUGUGGGUGCGGGGUUUGUCCCUCUGUCCCUCCCGGCCCCGAGGGCUGGGGCUGCUGAGCCAAGCUCUGUCUGUGUGUCUGUUUGUCGCUCUGUUCUCUCUUCCCCUGCACCUUCCUCCUCGGGAUGAUUUGUCCUUCACUUUUUCUCUCCGUCUUUCUGAGCUGUGAAUAUUUUUAACCCUGUAAAUACUGUCCAGCUCUUAAGAAACAUAGGAUAUUUUAUCAAUUGUAAAUCAGAUCAGUAAUCCCUGUAUGAUAUGAAUUAUCCAUGGGUGGUUUUCAAACUCAGGUUCUGACGGACCAAAUAAAGUUUUGUUUUUUACUGAA
Centrocercus urophasianus (Greater sage-grouse) is the source of this 9067-nucleotide messenger RNA. It is a transcript of the gene CAPN15, whose product is annotated as calpain 15. The record is from RefSeq and is a predicted model, not a curated record. Bases 4436 to 7717 code for a protein of 1093 amino acids. Gene Ontology annotation, cellular component: cytoplasm. The transcript is spliced from 12 exons. Gene Ontology annotation, molecular function: calcium-dependent cysteine-type endopeptidase activity. Gene Ontology annotation, biological process: proteolysis. Lineage: Eukaryota; Metazoa; Chordata; Aves; Galliformes; Phasianidae.